Messenger RNA from Mandrillus leucophaeus (drill), 1143 nucleotides. Its product is annotated as opioid growth factor receptor-like. The transcript is spliced from 7 exons. The coding region runs from base 1 to 1113 and encodes 370 amino acids. The record is from RefSeq and is a predicted model, not a curated record. Lineage: Eukaryota; Metazoa; Chordata; Mammalia; Primates; Cercopithecidae.
AUGACUUCACAGCAGCCAGGGGAGCCAGUACAGCCAGACCAGCACGCUCUGGGGGGGCUUCUGCCCUUCCAUGUAGAGCAGCUGUCAAGAACUCGGGACACUUUCCCAGUCCAGUUCACAGAAGGAAGUCCAGAAAGUCAGAGGCUUAACCCAGUAGUGUCUGAGUACCUGCUUGGCAAAGCCUUCUACGGCCAAAAUGGAAACCCUGAAUCCACUACCAGGAGUUCUAGGUGCCAGGAAUGCCUUCCUGGGUACAUGGAGUUCCCGCCCACGACCAUAGAAGACAUUACAGAGGACUGCCCAAAAGGAAAACAGACCAAGCUACAGAGAGGCCCAGUCAUUCUAGACUCACAGAUCGCGGACCCGGGGCGCUGGGCCGCAGGCGGCUCCGGACACGUGACCCUCGGCGUCCCCGGGCCUGAGGUCGGCAGACACCCCAGGCUGGACGGCCUCCGUCCCUCCGGACACGCCUGCGGGGGCUACGAAUGCAAAUCCCCCCGAGACGCCCCUGAGCCUCCAACCUCCAGACCCCAACUCGAUUCGAACGGUCCCUCAGCCCGAAACACGGUUGGAUCACAACCGGCGGAUGUCCCGGCCCAUAUUCCCGGUUCCCCUGGCUCGCCGCACGGAACUCCCAGGGGCGAGCCGUGGCCGCCGCCCCGAGCCGGGUCUUGCUCGAGCUCUCGCGAGAGGAGCCGUCAUCUCGUCGGUCCCCGGCGGAGGGACCGGGAGGGACGGUGCAGAACUCGGAGGACCAUUGAUGCCCUGCCCCGCCAGCCCAGCACCGGUUCUGCCGCCUUAGCUCGAAGGGUCAGCCAGGCCAUCUCCUGCCUCGGGACGGAGAGCGCCCUGGAAAAGGCAGAGGGGCCGACCUUAGUCACACAACAGCAAUGGCAAGAUUUUCACCCAAGCAAUCUGACUUGGAACCCAUGGAUUAACCAACUCACUAUACUGCCACUGGAGGCAAAUCCAGAGACCAAGGGAGCAGUUUAUACAGAAACAGGUCUGUUAUGGGUGGAAUUAUGUCCCUUCAAAAAGAAUGUUGAAACCCUAACCCUCAGUACCUCCGAAUGUGACCUUAUGUGGGAACAGGGCUAUUGCAAAUGUCGUUAGUUAAGCUGAAGUCAUCUGGGAUAGGUUAGA